This is a messenger RNA of Lactuca virosa, 1247 nucleotides long. NCBI's taxonomy places the organism in Eukaryota, Viridiplantae, Streptophyta, Magnoliopsida, Asterales, Asteraceae. The record is from the annotation of a GenBank genome assembly.
CGUGCAUAUGCAGCAUGCUUUAUAUGUCACGGCCAUUAACGGAAUAAACAAAGCGGAAGAACUUCCUCUUGAUGAAUGGCGAAGGCAAUUCUUUUGUUUGAAUAGUACUCUUGAGGAAAUAGCCAAACAAAUGGGGAAACAUGACUUUGAUUUUAGCCUAAACCCAUGCGAUGUAAAUCCCAACUGGACUAGUGAAAUGCAUCUGUAUAAGUAUAACAUCACUGUUGUCUAUGUUUGUUCAUACCCUGGUGGUGUUUGUCAUGUCGUUUCCAUAUCUCUCAAAGGACAGGAUCUUGACAGUGUUCUUCCAUCGUCUCUAGCAAAGUUACUUUACAUAAGUGAUUUAAAUGGAAAUAGUUCUCAGUUUCCAAACCUAAGUAGCAUGACAAGCAUGGAACUAUUGAUAUUGAGAAGCUGGAGGAUAUCUGAUUCUAUAUCAGAAAUGUCCAAAUUAAGGCAUCUAGAUCUCAGUUUCAACAAUUUGGAAGGUGAUAUACCAUAUCUAAAAGGACUAGAUCUGGAGAAAAUAGACCUUAGGAAGUGUCUGACCUGAAUCCUCCAAUUGGUGACAAAAGCAAGAAAACUAUUGUCAUUGAAUUGUUGUGGUGGCUGGAAAUGUGUUCCUCAUUCUCAUAAUUCUUGGUGUUGCACGGCUGGGGUUUUAUUAUAUACACGAGAGCACAUGAAGAGGGAAAGAGGUUUGAUUCCAUUAUUACUCGUAGCAAAGACAUGCAUGGGAGAAAAUGAGCUGAAAUGUUAUGCUGGAAGUUGGAGAACCGGAUACAUUCAUCAAAGAGAAAAAAUCAACUACAGAGAACACCACGGCGCGAUAACACCUUUGCCAUGGCACGGUGAUGUGUCAUGAUUGAUAUGAAUACCGGAUAGAGUCCAAUAAUGAUUACUUGGAAGGUAUGCGAAGCACUCGCCACCACGACGUGAUAAUCACCUCACCACAAUGUGAUGGUGUGUAUUUUGGAAACUCUAUAAAUACGAACCUCAUUCAUUAUCUGAAGGAUAUACAACGAUUAUUAUUCGAACUUUGAAGACCAAAGAACCCUCAAAAACCCUUUGGAGACUAGAGAUCGAUAUUGGAUCAAGAUUCGAAGAGAUCGAUAUUGGAGCAAGUUUCGAAGAGAUCGAGAGUUAAUUGCAUUUAAUCAUGUUUAACAGAGUUUAUUUUGUUUUUAUCUAUGUUUCUACUUUAGUUAUGUGCUGAAACCUCUUUACUUUUGUUUAUAGUAGAUAAA